AUGAAUACCAAGGGCUGUGCAACAACUAUGUCUUCUUCAGCGCCGUGCCAAAGCUGUUCUGGGAUUACAAAUUUAAGGACCAUCUUUUCUAACACCAGCUGCCAGCAUGCUGGUCUUGAAGCCAACAGCUGUCAGCCAACUGGCCGUGUUCUGAGAACUCCCCAGUCCCAGGACUGCCAACACAUGCCUUGCUUUUGUCUCACACCCCUCUGCCUAAUAAGCAACUUCAACACCUGUCCCUCUCUGGAUGAUUGCAGCUGGUGUGGUGAGGGCAUCAACAGCUAUGAGAAAGAGACCAUGCAAAUCUUGAACGACCGCCUUGCUAACUACCUGGAAAAGGUACGAAUGCUGGAACGAGAGAAUGCUGCACUGGAGUGUAAAAUCCAGAAAGAGUGUGACAAAGAGGUCCCAGUCACAUGCCCUGACUACCUGUCCUACUAUGCUACCAUUGAGGAGCUCCAGCAGAAGAUCUUGUGUACCAAGGCUGAGAAUUCCAGACUGGUCUCACAAAUUGACAACACCAAACUGGCUGCUGAUGACUUGAGAGCCAAGUGUGAAGCUGAGGUGUCCCUACGUCAGCUAGUGGAGGCAGAUGCCAACGGCCUACAGCAGAUCCUGAACGCACUGACCCUGGGCAAGGCGGACCUGGAGACUCAAGUCCAGUCUCUGAAGGAGGAGCUCCUUUGCCUCAAAAACAACCAUGAAGAGGAAAUCAAUUCCUUACAGACCCAGCUUGGGGACAGGCUCAACAUCGAAGUGACCACCACCCCCUCUGUUGACCUAAACCGGGUCCUACAAGAAAUGAGAUGUCAAUAUGAAUCCAUCAUGGAGACAAACCGCAAAGAUGUGGAAGAGUGGUUCAACACGCAGAUGGAGGCACUGAGCCAGCAGGUGGUGACCAGAACCCAACAGCAGCAGUGCUCCCAGAAGGAGAUCAUUGAACUGAGAUGCACCAUGAACGCUCUAGAGAUUGAACUGCAGGCCCAGCACAGAAUGAGAGACUCCCAGGAACGUGCCCUGGCAGAGACGGAGGCCCGCUACUCAGCCUUGUUGGCCCAGAUCCAGUGUCUGAUCGAUUACCUAGAGGCUCAGCUGGCAGAGAUCCGGGGUGCCCUGGAAAGACAGAACCAAGAAUAUGAGAUUCUGCUGGACGUCAGGUCCCGGCUGGAGUGUGAGAUUAGCACAUACCGCAGUCUUCUGGAGAGCUCGGAUGGCAAGCUUCCCUGUCACCCAUGUGCCACCAAAUGUGAGCCUUCCAUUUGCACAUCCAGUAAGGCCAGAGCCACGGAAUGCACAGCCCCAGUUUGCACAUCAUCCUCAGCCCCCCAUGGGAUACAGGAGUCCUGUGGUGACUGCAGAACGCUGCCCCGAAUUCUGGUGAAAAUCUGCACCAUCACCAAGGAGAUCAAGGAUGGGAAAGUCAUUUCUUCUUACGAGCAUGUGCAGCCUUGCUUCAUCACCAGAACUGCCAAACUCUGA
Molecule: messenger RNA, 1479 nt
Organism: Camelus dromedarius (Arabian camel)
Lineage: Eukaryota; Metazoa; Chordata; Mammalia; Artiodactyla; Camelidae
Gene: KRT39
Product: keratin 39
Exons: 7
Coding region: 1-1479 (492 amino acids)
Biological process (GO): epithelial cell differentiation; intermediate filament organization
Cellular component (GO): cytoskeleton
Molecular function (GO): structural molecule activity
Source: RefSeq, a predicted model, not a curated record